Messenger RNA from Amoebophrya sp. A120, 6393 nucleotides. NCBI's taxonomy places the organism in Eukaryota, Dinophyceae, Syndiniales, Amoebophryaceae. The record is from the annotation of a GenBank genome assembly.
CGUCGUGCUUUAUUUGAUGCUCUUUUUGGUUUCUCUAGUAUCUAUUUGUAUUCCUCGUGUGUAGUCGAUGUUGACAAAAAAUCCAGUGCCUGUUGUUCCUUUAUCCAAAGGAAACACCUCCCCGGCGUCGCGACCAGUGGGGGGAUUUGCAAGCGUGAUUGCGACCUGCGGUUCUGGCACGACGGUCCGAUUGUUGAAGACCAUGGCGGCGCUAGUAAGUACAGGACUAGUGUAAGUACUGAGAUGAAAAUAAUCACCGGAUCUUUAUUUCGUAUGAAGCAUAUUAACCCGCCGGAACUGGUGCCAAACAUCUACUACAUACUGCUCAUCCCACAUCAACGGAGUUCUGAAUGGACGUGAAUCUACCUGUUCGAAUAGAUGGGCAACACUUUGAAGCACACUCUGCACAAGUGUCGGACCGGCCGCGAAGCGCUUGACAGACGCGAGGAGCUGCGAAAUCUGCCGUCCGUGAAGGUUAUCAAAUGCAAAAAUGUCUGGGUCUGGAAGAUUCUGGGAUUUGUGAUGCAUAUUUUGUAUGAUCCAUGAUGCAUGUAAUGCAUGAUCUAGCAUCACAGAUUUUUACAGGGCUUUCUGAUGCCCAUUCUGCAUGAGAAAUGCCCUCUCCGCGUAACGCAAACUGGACUCCUGUUGCUGGUCACGCAAUACAGAUUUUUUUGGAAUCCAAAGAGAGCAUGACAAGUUGCAAGCUUCCAGACCCAGACAUUUUCACAUUUGAUAAAGGUCGGCAGACACUACCGCGAGGACGUGGCAAAUCCGGACUCCGAGCAUGCUGCAGGAGGUUUGUUCGUGCCACAUGACGGAUCAUUUUCGUCACGCAAAGUGGACAUUUUUCCCUCGAGCGCCCCUCUGCCCUCCUCGACCACAGAAGGUUGUGACGCAAAAAAUUUUGACGGACCUCCGAGGAAGAACAUUAGCGGCACCACUUUGACGGCGCAACACACGACCUCCAGCAGUGGCACUACUAGUAAGAUGCUAGAAGUAGACCACAUUCAGUCAACGACGUCGCAGAGUCAGUUUUUUGGAAGUGCGACCUCUUGUUGGAGUUCUGGCACUACCUCGAAAGGCCCUGGUGGAGCAGGUGCCGGGCCGUUCUUCGGUAGUUCCUCUUCACGAACAACUCCGGAAGCAGGGCACAAAAGACGCGACUCCGACCUUUUUUCGGUUGUGGACCUUGCAGCGGAGGAAGAUCGAGCUGCGGCGGAAAACGAAGAAAUGAUAGAGCAUCGAGGCGAGCAGGAAAGCAACGAGUUCUUGCAGGCCGCUCCCCGACGUAGUGAAGAUGUGGCAACAAGUCCGGAAGAUGUGGACCUCCUCCUGGACGAGCUCUCGGCGGAGCGCCGACAGAGCAAGAUGUGCUUUGACUUCGACGACGCCAGCGAGCUCCGGCGGGCCAACGCGGCGACCGCGCGGAGCAAGCUGCAACAGGAGCAGCAGGCGAGUGCAGAGUUCGAUCGGAUUCUCUCCGGGCGAGGCGGUGCGGAAAAAGAAACGGCGCGGACGGUCAUGCAGCAGGGAGGAGCUGGACCACGCAAGCGGAGCUCGGUUGCCACCUCGAAGAGCAGUUCCUCCUCUAUGCACGUGAAGAAUUGUUACGUUUUGUUUGAUGGUUACAUGAUUUGUCAUGCAUAAUUAAGUAUAACACUAGGUGGCGCCACCGCCACUGCCACACUACUUCGCAUGACGAAUUCCCAAAGGACGGCCAGUCGGCAUGGAGAGAAUCUUUGCCGAAUAAUCUGAAUUUUUUGUAAUGCGAGAAUCGCAAAGGCAACUGCCCACCCUGCGUGUUUGGUAUUUAUCUUGCAUCAGAAAUUUAAGUAACAGCUAAACAAUGCAACGUUUGAGAACGCCAUCUCCUCCUCGAGCAGCACUUCGAGCUCGAGCGAUAGCGACACCAGCUCUGAUGAGGACUCGGGGGAUGAAGGUCCUUUGAUCAUGCUCCUUAUUUCGACCAUGUGUGCUCCUUUUGUAUUUGCAGGCGGCUGUAAAUCUGUCUACCAAAAAUGUUGAUCUCGUCUGCGUCGAUAUUAUUGAAUUGCAGUUUUUAACGGUACAGAAUCUUUUGACCGUAUAAUUUCUCUCUCCUCGAUUCCAGGUGCGGGCCCGGCGAAACGGAAAUCUACCCGCGGAACAAAUGUUGCGCAGAACAACCCGGGUACGUCUGUCGUCCCGCCGCGGCCUUCUACCUCCGGUCGAAUGUCGAAACGGAUAAGCAAGCACGCGAGCGGGCAGUUGCUGAGCGGAGGAGGCAGUACGACCAAGGGCGGGACGAUUAGCACUUCUGCGGGUAGCCUAAAUCCUGGCCCCACCAUGAACGAUUCGGCCUCAUCACAGAAGAUGAAAGCAGGCCAGCUGAUGCACAGCGGCCACAGGGACGCCCCAACUACAACCGGUGGUUUUGGAAAUCAAUCCUCGUCCUCGUCGACGACUUCAUCCUACACGACAAAUCAUAGCCUGCACCCAUCGCCAGAUCAACAUCUCCACAACCACUCCUCCGGGAUGAAAGCAAAAUCAGGCGGCGCGUCUCGGAAGAGCAAGCGCGUGUCGCGCUACCAGUCGCCGCUGUCCGAUGGCGUGGUGAGCACAGCAACCAAAUCCACCACCUGCUCCACGUAUCCGCGGCAGAUUUUUGUUUUACUAAGUGCUUACUUAGCUUACUUCUCUUGAGGUCCCUAAUGCAGAUUGUUACGGGUAGAUGUACUACUCUCUGUCGACUGACGAGGUAGUCACACAAGAAAAAUUUGUCUUGUAGGAGUAGCUGCCCAAUUUUUGUGAGGUGGAAUAAGUACUUCUCUACUAAUGCUACACUCUUUACGUGGGUCAUGCGAUUUAUUUCCCGAUACGGUCGCGCGCAUAGGAGUACCUCGCGGGGUACCGUACCCACAGCACAAGAAAUAUUAACGCAUCACCAGUGCUGUUGCAAACGAAAAUUUCACUGUUCCAGUGAAGGACCCAACUUCAUCUGGGAAGUAAAGCACUAACAAUUUGUUUGUAGCGUAUAUCACCACGACGCACAGUGCUUCGUCGGCUAUGUCAAAACUCUCGGAGCACUCGCCACUGACCGACAUCACGGACGAGGGUCCGUUGUGUUCUCCUCACCCAGAAGACGUAGACAGGGUCGUGAGACAGACUCCGACGUGUGGAGGUACUGGUCAGCAGCGGAAGCAGGAGCAGCUACAAGGUGAACAAGGGUCGUCGUCAUCAUCAUCUCCACCAGUGCAAGAAGAACCGCACCACCAGCAGGUGGACUAUCAUCUUCACACGAACAACAUGAGAAGUCUGGGACCGCGAACAACAAACGCGACUACAACUGUUCCCCAAAUAAGCCAAAGUUCUUAUCUCCAGCAGGAGACCGAGACCGACGUCGUGGCAAGAAGUCGAGCCACGCAGUAUUGUGAAGAAAAAUCCCCCCUUCCCAUAUUAAAAAGGCAUCCUUCUGAAAAUUUGUGAUGCAGAUUUGUGGUCACAAAUCAGAUCUGUCUUGUAAGAAAGCAAGCGCCGUUGUGUGCGCUGCAUUGUGGAUGCGGUUUCUCAUGCUGUUGGGCCUACAGAGCAGGCCUUUCUCAUGCUAAACACCUACGCGCUUACACUCCUAAACAGGCUGAGAAUCUGGCUGCAAUCCUAUACUGCAAGACAGACGUCAUUUGUGUACGCAAAUCCAGCAUCAGAAGCUUCGUCUUGACGAAGUUAGUUAUAUAGACUAUAGACUAAUACGAACUUGACUCAAAGGCUGUAGAGGAAAGUUCUGAGACCCUUAAACAGCAUUGGAAAUUGCGGCGUCCAAAUAAUCCUACUAGAGUUUACCGGGAAAGGUGAGUCUCCUGACCCUUUCGGUCGUCACCACUCCGCCGGUAUUCGUGCUUGCGCGGUACCUCACGAUGACGAUGAUGGUUUAAGUUUUUUAGGUAUAGUAUACAUGGGGACGCCCAGCCCUUAGCCAUCCAAAAUCAGAAGCUUCGUCUUGAGAUGGGGAGGGGGGAUGUUUCAAUUUGAUACGCAGGACGACGACGCUGACGCCCACCUCGUUUCGUCGACGACUAGAUCACCGCCGGAAGCGGCAUCAUCUCCGCCCCCGCCGUUUUUGCCGCUUCCGGUUUUGGACGAGCGAGAAGUUCUGGUGAUGGCCGCGAGCGGAGAUACGUCUACAAGAACCUCUACGUUUGAGCGAAGUAGAACGGGUCAACAUCUCGGAGUGCAACAAGAAGGCCUGCGCCCAUCCAGCACGAGCUCCACAAGUAGAACAUGUUCAAGCGACGGCGCGCUCGCGAGUGGGCCAGCGACGCACGCUCACAGCUGUGUGCAAGGUAAAGAGUCGCUCGCUCUUUCACAAGAACGGGAGAAAUAUCUCCCUUCCGCAGACGAGAACUUCCCAUUCAAGGGGAUUUUCGACGACGUGGCUCCGCGCGCCAUGCGGGCUGCCAUUCUGCGGUACCGCGAGGGACGGAAGUUGUGGAUGCAGUUCCCAAAGUCGGUGAACGACGUGAGUCCGCUGACCGGCAAUACACUGCUGAUGCAGAGCAUCGUCGACAACGAGUCUGAGGUCGCGAAAUACCUGAUAAUUCUAUCGGGCGGAACAACUUCUACCGCAGCUGCGUCGACGGCCUCUUGCCCUGGGGGCAGUGGAGGAACGUCAUCUUGGAUAAGCGUCGCGAAUAGCAGCCUAGGAGGAGGUGGAGCGUCUACGAAGGAAAACCUUUUCGCGACCUCCUGCUUCGAGGUAUCUUUUUAUAUCUUCUUUUUUAGUUGGCUGCAUUUUGUUUCUUUUUCGGUGGUAAGUACUUCAAAACAUCAAUUUUGGUUGACGACAAAGUGACAGUGAACGUCCUUGUCAUCCACACCAGUGUAAAAAUUUUACAUCAGCUAAUUGACCACCGCGCGGCGAAGACGGGCAACACAUGUCUCACGUUGGCGCUGGAGCUUGGGCAUUUUGAUGUCGCCGAACUGAUUCUCAAGCAUCCGCAGUUCACGCAGGUAGGAUCGUUCUUGUGCAAUUUUUUUAUCAACAGAAGCUUGGCAACGACAAUGUGCUGUCGCGGUGUCGUGCAGGAUAAAUGAUGAUGAUGAUGAUUUAUCUUGUUAUGCGCUCUCAUGCUGCACAUUCAUGCAACCAAAAGCAAAAUAAAAUUGCUUCAGGUAAGCGGGCGCACGCAGUUCAAGCGCGACGCGGUGUCUCUGUCGAUCGCGCGGGGCAAGCGGGUAUCAAAUGCAAAUAUGUCAUGCGGUUCUGGUGGAAGAAAAAGAAUGCAAGUUUGUCAUGCUCGGCUAGCAUGACUCUCAACAAGUCUGUCAUGCGCGUUACUCCCCAAAGCUCGUAAUUUUCUGUCAUGCAAAAACGCAGUUCGUCAUGUUGAAGAGACACCACCUAGCAUAGCUCAGAAACUUGUCAACGUGCUGAUCUGUCACUUGCGGCGUCCUCAUGAUUUGGCACUCAGCAUCACAAGUUUCCACGAGACAUCCAGGGAUAUUUGCAUUCGAUAGCGGGAGUUUCUGCGGACACACUUGCUGCCGCACCGCGGGCUUUCAGAUGCGGAUCGAACGCGGAUUUUGAACUACCUGGAACCAGGGAUGAAGUUGUAGUAGGUGGAAGAGACAUUGUCAUUGUCUUCUACGUAGACACUCAACAGCGGUUUCGAAAGCUGGCGCACGGAAGCGGAAGAAUGAGGAUGCUUUUCAACAAACAAACGCACAGUGCGUGACGAGCAUGCACGAAGAAAUGUCGUUUGUAAGUACAAGGCUUGUGCUUUUUUGGGUAGGCGAACAUGCUUUGGAACAUUUUUUAGGACCACUACGAUUUUUGCGUCGGGCACGCAGCCACAGCGCAGGUUGUAUUGUAUCGUAUUUUUGUGCAACGAGGCUGGGGAAGGAAAAAUCGCCGGGGAGGUACUAAGAGGUUGCAUUGUCGAAUGAUUGGUAUGGAAUUUUUACCAGGUAGCUUCUUUAUUGUUAAACGAAAUGAACACUACGAGUUGCAUGAGUACUUUGACUACUACAUGCUGUUACUGUUUUAAUGCCUUCCGUCCCGUGCCCGUGGUAUUGACCACACGCCGCAUUGGUCGUUCUUGACAAGACCGCCCAGGAGCUUGUGCCAUCACUCGUGACGCAACUCCACAAGUCUACUUCACCUGGGAAAAUGCGCACCACAAUAAGUACAUAAAGUUUCACCCCAUGAUGUUGAUAGAUAUUGCGCCGACUUCUUGCUGGAAAGACCCUCGCAAUACGAACACGACCAUAGAGCAGACGUCAAGAAAGCGAGGAAAUGGCUCUAAUACCUUCUGGUUGCGCGAUCGAUCAUGCUGCAAUCAUAGAAGUCCAGCAAUAGGGCAAGUACUUAUUUUUCCUCACGACCUUUCGAUCGCCGGUCAUCUUCGCGCAAGG